This is a messenger RNA of Marmota monax (woodchuck), 12042 nucleotides long. RefSeq names its product cardiomyopathy associated 5 (gene Cmya5). Bases 93 to 11432 code for a protein of 3779 amino acids. The record is from RefSeq and is a predicted model, not a curated record. Gene Ontology annotation, molecular function: protein binding. The transcript has 13 exons. NCBI's taxonomy places the organism in Eukaryota, Metazoa, Chordata, Mammalia, Rodentia, Sciuridae.
CGGGGCAGGGACGGGCCCGGGCCAGAGGCGCAGUCAGAGGGAGAACACCAGGCGCGGCGCGGGCGGCUCCGACUCCGGCCCAGAGAGACGCGAUGGCGAGCAGCGACAGCAACCACGCCACCGACAGCUUCCUCGGCUCCGAUAGGGAGGAGGAGGCAGCCAAGGAGCUGGAGACUGAGGAGGAGUCGGAGGGUGAGGAGGAUGAGACUGCAGUGGAGUCGGAGGAGGAGCCCGACGCCAGGUUAUCAGACCAGGAUGAAAAGGGCAAGACCAAGCAAGAGUGUAUCAUAUCUGACCCCUCCUUUUCCAUGGUGACAGUUCAACGGGAAGAUAGUGGAAUAACUUGGGAGACCAAUUCAAGUAGAUCUUCCACUCCUUGGGCCUCGGAAGAAAGACAGACAUCUGGUGUAUGUAGCCUGGAAGGAUCAACUGUGAAUUCUCCUCCAGGAAAUGUUUCCUUUAUUGUGGAUGAAGUUAAAAAGGUUCGGAAAAGAACUCAUAAGUCAAAGCAUGGGUCACCAUCAUUGCGUCGGAAAGGCAACAAAAAAAGAAAUUCUUUAGAAUCUCAAGAUGUUCCAGCAAGUAAAAAGGACAAUCCUUUAAUUUCAGAAAGCCAGGCACUAAACACCGAGAAAGAAAAGCUAUCUUCUGGCAUUUAUGAUAAGACAAGAAAAAAGAAAACCACCUCAAAUACACCUCCUAUUACUGGGGCAAUAUACAAAGAACACAAGCCCUUAGUGUUAAGGCCAGUCUACAUAGGAACAGUACAAUAUAAAAUUAAGAUGUUUAAUUCGGUUAAAGAAGAAUUAAUUCCUCUACAAUUUUAUGGAACAUUGCCAAAGGGUUAUGUAAUUAAAGAAAUCCAUUACCGCAAAGGGAAAGAUGCAUCUAUUAGUCUAGAGCCAGAUUUUGACAAUCGUGAUUCUAACAUAGUUUCUAAAACAGGCAAAUUAGUAACCCAAAGCAUAGCUGAGGAUAGAGUAAAAGAACUUGCUCCACCCUGGAGAAGUGCCCUCUCUAAAGGAUCAAAGUCCCUGACUUCCUUGUUCAGUUAUGAAGAUCAAAAGAAAAUUUACAGUGAUUCCCUUCAAAAUGCCACAUCUGUAAGGGAGCACACAGAUUCCUCUUAUUCAAGUAAUGAUACAGCAGAGAGAGAAGUACAGUGCAGGCCUCUACAAUCAGUGCCACAAUGGCCAAGCGAUGAAGCAAAGCCCCUAGUGGAGCCUUCCUCUCUUCCACUUGGUAUAUCUGCAAGUAUGUUCCUGGAAACAGCAAAGGAAGAAUUUGAGCCUGAUUCACAAGAACCCAUAGUUUCAGAGAACAAUGCUUCAGUUUCACCAGUUUUAGUGGAUGAGGUGAAAGAGGAAAACAUGGAUUCUACUGACCAUUCCAUUUCAGUGGAGACAGUGAAGGAUUCUCUGGAGACAAGCUCACUAGGUCUGGCACCAUCUAUCCAGGAAGGUUUUGAGCCAAACAAGGAAGAUCUAGACUUGACUUCACUAGAAAGGUCAGAACCAGUCUCUGAACGACUGACCCCUCCUCUUCCCAGCUUCCAAGAAGAAAAGGAAGACCAUGUGCCUGAGCCAUCCAUGUCAACUCCAGAACCUGUAGUGCUACAAGAACCAGAGAAAGAAGAAAUAGAAACUUCUCUGCCAAUAGCAGCUAUCCCUGAACCUGAAGAUUCUGAUUUAGCAGAAGAGAUUAUAGAACUUGACUACCCAGAAAGUCCAGUUGUUUCUGAGAAGUCCUUCCCACCACAUUUGUCCCCUGAAGUGGAGCACAAAGAAGAGGAGCACAAAGAAGAGGAGCCCAUUCUACCAUUACUGGUAACAGCAGCACCUGAAUAUGUCACUUUGUCUGAGGAAGAAAGAGAAGAACAUGAGUCUGUUUCCACUGAUUCUGCUUUUGUGUCGGAGUAUUCAAUCCCACAGGAUUUGAACCAUGAACUAGAGAGGCAAGGAGAUGAGCCAGUUUCUCCAUCCAGUGUAAAAGCCAUAUCUGAACAUGAAGUCUUGUCAGAAGAAGAGAAUGAGGCAUUUCAGCCUUAUUCCCCAACUUUGGACUCUGUGUCAGAGAGUUCUCUCUCGCCAUCCACAGCUGGGAUGACUUAUGAGUGCCAGGCCCCUCUGUUUUCAACAGUUACAUCAGAACACACAGUCCUAUCAGGAGAUGAGGCCUCAGAAAGUAGACAUCAUACACCAGAUUCCACAUCUGCUUCUGAAUAUUCAGUUCCAUCCCAUGCAACACAAGAGUCACUGAAGGAAACAGUUGACCACAAGUCUCCAUUAGAAUCAAAAGGUAUCUCUGAGCACACCAUUUUACCAGAAGAGAAGAAAGACACUGGACCAUAUUCCCCAGAUGUGUCCUGUGCAUCUGAAUGCUCUCUCCCAUCCCACACAGCCGAGAUGGCUUCUGAAGGCCAGGCCCCAUCACUUUCAGUCUCUCCAUCUGUGAUCCUAUCAGAAGAAGAGACAAUAGAAAUGCAGCGGUAUUCACCCUCUUCCACAUCUGCUUCUGAAUUUUCAGUACCCCCAUAUGCAACACCAGAGCCCCAGGAGGAAGAAAUUAUCAACAUAUCUCCUCUAAAUCUAAAAGGUGCUUCCUCACCCAUGAAUUUAUCAGAAAGAGAGCAAGAAGACAUUGGACCUUUUUCUCCAGAUUCUGCAUUUGCCUCAGAAUUCUCAUUUUCACCCUACACAACUCAGGAAGCAGAGAAAAGACAAUUCGAGCGUGAUUCUCCAAUGUGUUUAACAUCACCAUCUGAACACACUAUUUUGUCAGAUGAAGACACUGAAGAAACUGAACUUUUUUCUCCAGAUUCAGCAUCACAAGUUUCAAUCCCACCAUAUAGAAUCCCAGAAACAGAGGCAAAAGACAUUGAGCCAGAUUCACUAUUAACUGCAAUGUCUGCUUCAGGUUACUCUUCCUUUUCUGAAGCAGAUGAGGAAAAGAUUGGAUCAACAGCUGCUACACCUGUACCUGAGAAUUUUGACUCAUCACAGAAGCAAAAAGAUGAACCUUGCUCUUUCACAUCUGCAUCUGAAGAAUCGAGCCUGCCACCUUCAGCAAAUAGAGCAGGCGAAGCAGAAAUCAAUCCAGAUGAUCAAACAAUCUCAGCAUCUGUAUCUGAAUAUCUCAUUAUGGCACAGCAGUGGAAAACUCAAGCAUCUGUGCAGCCCGAGCUGGAAGAUUUGGUUCCACCAUAUUUAACCAGUGGAUUGGAGAGGGGAGAAAUUAAGACAAAUUUGUCAGCAGCUACAGUUCCUGCUUCUCCACCUGCACAGUCAUCCAUGGCAAAGGAAGAAACAAAACCUGUUUUGCCAGCAUCUCAGUGUUCGGUUUUACCUGACUCAGUCCAUGAAAUUAAGAAAGAACCGGAACCUCAAGCAUCACUCACUCUAAAGACUGCAGAUGAACAGAUGGCUUUGUCAAAAGUCAGAAAGGAAAAAACUGUGCCUGAUUCUCAAGAAGCUACAGCACAUGUAUCAGAGGAUCAAAAAUUGGAGCCUCAGCCUCCAAAUGUUCCAGAGUCUGGGAUGAAAUAUUCAGUUUUUCCUGACUUGGUAGAUGAGCCAAAGAAGGAUGUUAAACCCAAUUUAGCUUCAACUGUGACUUCUGAACUAGAACGGAGAAUGUUGUCAGAGAAUGAGCCUGAAGCAGUAAAACCAUCUUCACCUCUAAAAGAAACAUCUAUAUCUGGAUCGGAGGUUUUAUCUGGAGUGAAAACGGAAGUGAAACAUGAUUCCAAAAUAACAAGUACCACCAGAGAGCUUCAUUCAGCCUCAUCAGGAGUAGAAAAGGAAACUGAACAGGGUGCUCCCGCACCAGCAUUUUCAGCUUGGUCAAAAGAAAUGAAGAAAGAAACUGAACCCAACUCUUCAACAACCAUCACACCUAUAACUAAGCUUGAUUCAAAGUUGACCAAAUUGGUAAAAGAAGAAAUCCUGACAGAUUCAUCUCUUGCCACCCCUGUAGAAUAUCCAGUCUUAACAAAAUUAGGAGAAGGUGAAUUAGGAAGUGGUUUGCCACCAUGUGAAACGUCUGUAGAUGAGCAUUCAGUUCUUAAAGAAGAAAAGGUAGCAAUUAAAAGUGCUUCCUCUCUCACAGAAUCUUCUUUAUCCAAAGGCCUGGCUUGGUCAGAAGCAGAGAAGGAAAUUAAAUUAGAUACACCUCUAAGUGGAUCCUCUAUUGCAGAGCAUUCUAUUUUGUCAAAAGUUGAAACUCAGGAAGAUAAACCUGGGUUGCCAAUAUCCAAAAUGUCAUCUUCUCAGCUUUCAGAUGUAUCUAAGGAAGCGAGGGUAGAAGACUUACAAGAUCUCUCGUUGUCUACAGUCCUCGACUCUGAACAUUUGGUUUCAUCACAGAACAAAAACUCUGUGUCUGCCUUGGAUGGGUCAAGACCAGAACCUGUGCUUUCGCUGCACCUAGGUGGUGAGAUCAAGAAAGAAGCCAGACUUCCUUCACCACAAAAUGUGUCACCUGUGCCCAAACAUAUAGUCCCCAAAGGCGAAAAUGAGGAGACAAGUUCUCCCAAGUUUGAAAAUAUAGUGCCAGUAGAUGUAGCCUCAACAUUACUAACUCUCAAAGAGGAUGAGAACAAACAGGCAAGGGAGACAUCUUCUACAGCCCAGAGAGACUUCCUGCCAGGAAAACAAGAUCUGGCUCCAGCAGAGCUCCUUUUGGAGACUGAGAAGAGAGACGAGCCACACCAAUUAUCAGAAUUACCAGAUGCCAGGUCAGAAUUCACAGGUGGUUUAGGUAGGCAAAGUGAAUCCACAGGAACAGAACCAGUAAAAUCUCUUAUAACUGAAUCAGAAGAUUCUGUUUUCUUAGAAAAGAGUCUAGUUGAGCUUAGAAGCAGAGGAGAAGGAACUGAAAACAGGGAGCUUCAUGUGUCUGCUACAGAACCAUCAAAGAUUGCUUCUUUUGACUUCCUUGUAGAACAAAAGAAGCCUGAGAAAGCACUUCAUUCAGAUCAAGCUGUUAAAUUGCCUGAUGUGAGCAGCUCUUCUGCAGAUAAACCAGAUCUGGGUGUUAAACAGUCUUCAUUUAUGAAAGAGAAUUUGCCUUUGGAACAAUCAAAAUCAUUUAUGACAGCUGAGCCUCCUAAAAAAACAAAAAUGAAAGAGGCCCUAAUUUCUCCAAAGGAUGAUAACUGGAUGCUGGAAAAGCCAGAAAAGUUGGCCAGUCAACAAGAAGAAAGAAUAUUAGAAUCUGUGCAGCUGAAUUCCUCUGGCAGCAAUGAUCUUAUGACAGAACAGCCCAAGCCUGCCCCAUUGGAUAAGGAUCAUACAUAUGAAAUCGGGAAGCAGGUUCUGCCACAUUCUAUGGAAGAACCUCAUGUGUCUUCACAAGAAGGAGUAUCUACUCUAGAUACUUCCAGUGGUAAUAGAGAGACCUUAUUGACUACACCUUACUCAACUGAAGAAAUAAAGUUGGCCCAAGAACCCAAAUCUCUAGUUCCGGCUGAAAAUGUAGAGAAAAACAUAGCAGAGGGGAGACAGUUCUAUUCUUUCAUGGGGAGGGAAAGUUUGAUAUUGGAGAAAGCAAGCAUAGAAUUUUCCAGGUCUUGCAAAGAAGAUAUUCAGGAAAAAAUCAAAUCACCUCCUGAAAGAACCCUCCAGAAACCAGUGCCUGCCCCAUCUGUGGAACAGGUGAAGACAGAAACUAUCCCCUUUCCUGUCAAAGCAGACCAUUUCCCAGAAGAAGUCAGGGAACCUGCACCAGGCAGUGAAAAAGAAGCACGCAAGAGCCCACCUCCUUUACUUGGAGAGAAACCAUUAGAAGAAUCAAAAAUAGUUCAGCCAAAGAUUGUAGAUAAUGCUAGUGAGGAAAUUAAAGGAACACCUGAAGUGAAAAUACCUACUCAAAGAAAACCUGUCCCUUCAAUCCCAGUGAGUAAAGAAACUGAACUCCCAGAGACAUCCGAGGUGACACAAAAGCUUCCUGAGAAGCCAAAGGCAGUUGAACAAGGCCUUCCGGAAGCAAAGGAAAAGAAAGGCAUUUCAUCUUUCAAAUCAUGGAUGUCUAGUUUAUUUUUUGGAUCAAGCACUCCAGAUAAUAAAGUUGCUGGAAAAGAUUUAGAAACUCAGCCAAGUUCCUCUGUAGAAAAAGCAGUGACUGUUUUAGAACCUCAAGGUACAAUUCCUGCUGAUUUCAAUGCAACUGAGAAACCAACUGAUGAUUCAUUACCAGAGGUGACACUUAAAACUGCUGAAGAAUCGAGAGGUACCUUAGUUAAAUCUCGUGAAGGUCAAGACCUAAAAGAAAAAUCCACAUUUUUACCAAAGGUAGAAGUUUUACAACAGCCAAAACCCAACUCUGAGGUGUCUACUGAAGAUUACAGGAAGAAAGAGGUUUCGGACUAUUCAGAGGAAAUGGACAUAAACUUAAAUACUUCUGCUGAUGGUGAGGAACAUUUUGGAAUUCAAGCCUAUUCCCCCAUGUAUGAGAAAUCGGUUAUGGCAGAAGCCAAAAAUGUUCCUCUUCAUGUUACUGAGACUAAAAAAGAACAGAAGCCAGAAAUCUCGCCUCCAUCUAAGUGGAAUAUUUCUGUCCUUAGGGGAGAUCCAAGCAGUGAUCAAAAAGAAAAGUCACUCUUUUCAUUUGAUGUAGUAGAUAAGAUGCCACAACAGCCAAGAUCUGCUUCAUCUGACUUCACAAGUCAAAAUAUCACAAAGGAAUCAGAGAAGCCAGAGCCAAUAAUUGUGCCAGCAGAAGAAUCAAAAGGCAUUUUAAUUGAUCUUGGUGAGGACAGACUGAAGAAAGAAAUGCCAAAACCUACUUCCUUGAAAUGUUCUGAAGAGGAAAUGAAACUCAGGUCUGUUAGCCGAUUGGAAGAGAAAGAUAACUUAGAAAGCAGAUCACUUACCUUGGCAGAAAAGAAGGAGUUGGCAGAAAAGCAAGAAAGCGUGGCUCCCUUAGAGCUUAUAGAAAAUAAAGAAACAUGGGAGGUACCAAUGGUGCAUAAAUCUAGACCUAUAAAAUCAGAAGAAUCAAAAGCUGCUGUUAGACUAGAGCACAUCUAUCCAAAUGAAGACCACAAGGAAAGGUCCUCUGUUAUUGUUGGUUCUGAGGAGGAGAAAGGAGAAGAAAAAGUAAAGCAGGCACAAGUAUUACUAGAAGAAAAGAAGCAGCAGGAAAUUCAGCCUUAUUCUCUGAAUGUGGCCAAGUCUAUGCCUGAAGAAGCAGCUAUCUCUUUAGGUAAUUCCUUGGCUGAAACUCAACCGUUUUCAUUCAUCAAAGCAACAUCUGCUAUUGAAAAACCAGAAAGCAUACUCUCAGAGGCUCACCCAGAAAUCAGGGACAGAAAGACAGUAGAAACCCAACUAUGUCCAUUCGAAGACAGUGAAAUUUUGGUGGAGAAAACCAAGAGUUUCCGCCCCGUGGAUCUUCCUUAUCAGGAUGAAAUGGAUUUUCCUCCUCAGGAAGAAAACCUGGCAUUAGAAAAGUCAAGCAGGGACAUGACAGGUCACAAAGAGGAAAAGGGACAGUUCUCACUGUCAGAGCUACUUAAAGGUGGCUCAGUAGAUACCACAGAAGAAAGUAUGGAGCAAGGCUCUUCAUCUAAAGACUCUGAAAGGACUUUAGAGAGUCCUUCUGAAGAAACAAGGAGCUUAGAAAAACCGCCAUAUUUGCUCUCAUCUGUAAAAGCACAAACUCUUGUUUCAGAAGCUUCUCCAGAAAUUAGCACAGUGAAGAAACAGGAAAUUCCAUGGUCAGAAUUGACUCCAGAGAGGCCCACAGUUCACACUAUUCAAACAUCUAAAGAUCACCCAGCCCAGGUGCCUAAACAAUCUGUUCUUGUUUCAAGGGGUCACUUGGAGACUGUGGAGGAUACUCCUGUAAAUGUACCACUCUCUUCACCGAGAAGUAACUAUGCUCAAUUUAUAAUGAAUGCAACAACAACCAAUGCUGAUCAAGUGGCCUCUACUAAAGAAAUGUCCAAUGAACCUGAAGACAUAUAUGCAAAAGAUGAAGAAUUGACAGUAACUAGUAAGCCAGCUGGGCUUUCAGAAGAUCAGAAGAGUGCCUUUAGUAUCAUUUCCGAAGGCUGUGAGAUACUGAAUAUCCAUGCCCCUGCAUUUAUUCCUUCAGUGGAUCAGGAAGAAAGUGAACAAAUGCAAGAUAGGUUAGAAUAUUUGGAAGAGAAGCCCUCACUCAAAACCAUAUCCCUCCAUGAUGAGAGUGAGGCAGUUGCUCACCAUGAAACAUUAAGGAGCAGGUUAGAAGAUUCUGAUGGGAAAGUUACAUCAUUGAAAGAAAAUGAACAAAAAGAAACUCAUAAAACAAAAGAGGCAAUAUCCACAGAUUCAGAAACUGGUGAUUUAGCUUUUAUUCAACCCAAAAUUCCCAGUGAAGAGGAUUAUUUUGAAAAAUACACUUUGAUUGAUUAUAACAUCUCCCCAGACCCAGAAAAACAGAAAGCUCCACAGAAACUAACUGUUGAACAGAAACUGUCAAAGGAACCUACAGGAGAAUCUCUCUCUUUUCCAGGAAGUUCACAGGAAAGUGCCCCAGAAUAUGAUUUGGUGAAAUUAGAUGAAAGUUUUUAUGGCCCGGAAAAGGACCACAGCAAAUUAUCUCAUCCAGAAAUGCAAAAGUCUUCAGUUAUCCAAAAACCAGCUGGUGGGAAUGUUUCAAAGGACAUAAAUAGAGAUGUGGACUCCAGGUCACCUGGGGUUCCUUUAUUUGGUGAAGAGGAAGGAGUUUUGUCAAGAACCCAGAUAUUUCCUACCACUGCCAAAGCCGUUAAUCCUGAGCUUCUGGAGGAACCACCUGCACUUGCAUUUUUAUAUAAGGAUCUUUACGAAGAGGCAGUUGGAGAGAAAAAGAAAGAAGGGGAGACAGCUUCUGAAGGUGACAGUGUGAAGUCUGAGGCAUCAUUUCCAAGCAGAAAUUCUGACACUGAUGAUGGCACAGGAAUAUAUUUUGAGAAGUACAUACUCAAAGAUGACAUUCUCCAUGACACAUCUGUAACUCCAAAGGACCAAGGCCAAGGUCUGGAAGAAAAACCAGUUGGUAAGGAUGAUUCAUACCAACUGAGAGCUUCAGAAGGGGAAAUUGGGGGAAAGUCUGGAACUAUUUUAGGGGAGAAGAGUCUGGAAGAAGAUAGGAAGGCUGUUUAUAGGGAAGAAGAAACAGUAGACCUUGUGGUAGCCCUUGAUGAUGUAGCGAUGCAGAGCAAAGCUCCUGUCACUGAGGAAGUCAGAGUGGUUACCCAGAAGAUAAGCUAUGCAGUUCCAUUUGAAGAUACCCAUCAUGUUCUGGAGAGUGUAGAUGAGCUGAGCAGUCAGGGUAAUGAGGCAGGAAAUGCAAGUGCAGGGGUCAGUCUGAAUGUUCCAAUACAAGUGUCCUUCCCAGAGGAAGAAUGUGCAUCUGGCACAACUUAUGUUCAAGAAACACUACAGGAAGAACCUAAAGUACAGGUCCCACCUGAGCCAUGUGAAGAGAGACCCCGUGGUAGUCCUGUGCAGGAUGAGUAUGACUUUGCUGAAUCCCUCAGUUAUGAAGUGGUUAGUCAAGAUGUUUUAUCAGAAGAACUGUAUGCAGAAUCCACACCUGGAGAUGUGUUAUCUCAAGGAAAGGAAUCAUUAGAACACAUCGGGAAAUGUGAAUUUGUUAGUGAGGUGGAACAAAGUAUGUCUGCUGAACAGAAAGAGUUGGGCAGAGAGGGAAGAGAACAAGAACAGUUAUCAUCAGAUUUAGUAACUGAGAAGGCACAAAAGGAAGCAAAGAAGUCCCAGAUUGACUCAUAUUGCUACACCUGCAAAAGCCCAAUUUCUGCAAUGGACAAGGUUUUUGGCACCCACAAAGACCAUGAGGUUUCAACUCUAGAUACAGCUAUAAGUGCUGUUAAAGUUCAGUUGGCAGAAUUUCUUGAAAAUUUACAAGAGAAGUCCUUGAGGAUAGAAGCCUUUGUUAGUGAGAUAGAAUCCUUUUUUAAUACUGUUGAGGAAAACUGUAACAAGAAUGAGAAAAGACUAGAAGAACAGAAUGAGGAAAUGAUGAAGAAGGUUUUGGCACAGUAUGAUGAGAAAGCCCAGAGCUUUGAGGAAGUAAAGAAAAAGAAGAUGGAGUUCCUGCAUGACCAGAUGGUCCACUUUCUGCAGAGCAUGGACACUGCCAAGGACACCCUAGAGACCAUUGUGAGGGAAGCAGAGGAGCUGGAUGAGACUGUUUUCCUGACAUCAUUUGAGGAAAUCAAUGAAAGGUUGCUUUCUGCCGUAGAGAGCACAGCUUCAUUAGAGAACAUUCCUGCUGCGUUUUCACUUUUUGAACAUUAUGAUGACAGUUCAGCAAGGAGUGACCAGAUGUUAAAGCAAGUGGCUGUUCCACAGCCUCCUAGACUAGAACCUCAGGAACCAAAUUCUGCCACCAGCACCACGAUUGCAGUUUAUUGGAGCAUGAACAAGGAAGAUGUCAUUGAUUCAUUCCAGGUGUACUGCAUGGAGGAGCCUCAAGAUGACCAAGAAGUGAACGAGUUGGUAGAAGAAUACAGAUUGACAGUGAAAGAAAGCUACUGCAUUUUUGAAGAUUUGGAACCUGACCGGUGCUAUAAAGUCUGGGUAAUGGCUGUGAACUUCACUGGAUGUAGCCUACCCAGUGAAAGAGCAAUUUUUAGAACAGCACCCUCAACCCCUGUUAUUCGGGCUGAGGAUUGCACUGUAUGUUGGAACACGGCUACAAUCCGAUGGCGGCCUGCCAACCCAGAGGCCACGGAGACCUACACUCUGGAGUACUGCAGACAGCACUCUCCUGAAGGCGAGGGCCUCAGAUCCUUCUCUGGAAUUAAAGGACUGCAGUUAAAGGUUAACCUCCAACCCAAUGACAAUUACUUUUUCUACGUGAGAGCCAUCAAUGCAUUUGGGACAAGUGAACAGAGUGAAGCUGCUCUCGUCUCCACCAGAGGAACCAGAUUUCUCUUGUUGAGAGAAACAGCUCAUCCUGCCCUGCAGAUUUCCUCCAAUGGGACAGUGAUCAGCUUCACUGAGAGGAGACGGCUAAGAGAAGUCCCCUCAGUGCUGGGUGAGGAGCUGCCUGCCUGUGGUCAACAUUACUGGGAAACCACAGUCACAGACUGCCCAGCAUAUCGACUUGGCAUCUGUUCCAGUUCAGCUGUGCGGGCUGGGGCUCUGGGACAAGGGGAGACCUCAUGGUACAUGCACUGCUCUGAGCCACAGAGGUACACAUUUUUCUACAGUGGAAUUGUGAGUGAUGUUCAUGUGACAGAACAUCCAGCCAGAGUGGGCAUUCUGCUAGACUACAACAACCAGAGACUUCUAUUCAUAAAUGCUGAGAGUGGACAGUUGCUUUUUAUUGUGAGGCACAGGUUUAAUGAGGGUGUUCACCCUGCCUUUGCCCUGGAGAAACCUGGAAAAUGUACUUUGCAUCUGGGGAUAGAGCCCCCGGAUUCUGUAAGGCAUAAGUGAUCCUUGGCUUUCAGAAUUUGCAAGAGCAAGAAUUCAAAUGAGGGGGGGGGCUGUUGUUCUUUCUCUUGGGUGCUACACAUUAUUGCAAAUUCUCCCACACAUUCACAUUAAUGAUAUCUACAUGCACAGCAAUCAGCAUGUGAGAACACUCACCAGGAACACCUUGACUUUAUACAGCAGUAUGUGAGUAAAGAGGAUGAAUUAAAACAACCCCCAACCUUUUGUUCACAGGUUUGAGUUUUUCCUAACUUAAAAGGGUUUUCACUAGACCUGGGAACCAAAAUAGAGAAGUGGAAUUCCACUUGUGUUAUUGGUGAAAGUAAUGCUCUGACAGACAGGUCAAAUCAGAGAUAAGGUUGUGCUAUUGACACGUCUCUGACAAAAGUAUGGCUUUUUCCACAAGAAAAUGUCACCUUGCUUCACUAAAGGAUGAUGAAUCCUAAUCAUUAGAAAAGGUGUUAUAGCUGUUCUAAAUUUAUAAUGAACUCUUUUUUUUUUGUAAUAUUGUAUACAGUAGAAUGUGAGUCUCAUUUCCCUGGAAUUUUAAGUGUAGAAAAGUGCAAGAUAUUAGAAAAUUUCAUUUUGUUAAAUAAAUGUUUAGACUCUUAUA